Chelmon rostratus (copperband butterflyfish) is the source of this 2004-nucleotide messenger RNA. It is a transcript of the gene cmpk2, whose product is annotated as cytidine monophosphate (UMP-CMP) kinase 2, mitochondrial. Lineage: Eukaryota; Metazoa; Chordata; Actinopteri; Chaetodontiformes; Chaetodontidae. The transcript has 5 exons. Bases 167 to 1429 code for a protein of 420 amino acids. Gene Ontology annotation, molecular function: dTMP kinase activity. Gene Ontology annotation, cellular component: mitochondrion; cytoplasm. Gene Ontology annotation, biological process: dTTP biosynthetic process; dUDP biosynthetic process; dTDP biosynthetic process. The record is from RefSeq and is a predicted model, not a curated record.
UACUCAGAGCCAGCAGUACGGAGUGUUGGCUCUGACUCUGACGACCCAUGGGACUGGGGGAAGUUUCGUUUUCGCCUGUUCAGCUCGCAGUAGCUUUCGUUUCCCCUGCAGCGGCUCGCGCAGUGAAACGCAGACUGGAAGCGGAUAAAAACGCGUCGGGCAGCAGAUGGCACGGCGCGUCAUGCCUCUCCUCGGCCGAUGGCCCUCGCGUGUGUUUUCAGUGGAGCUGGAUGGAGCACCCUGCUACUUCUCCAUCCAAGAGAAGCACCGGGGAGAAGAGGCGCCGCGGCUGUUCGCAAAGGUCCGAGAGCGCGACAGGUGUUUCUCACUGCUCGUGUGCGCCGGCGACGCGAUCAGACGAGCCAAGUUUUACGCGGAGCUGAAAGAGACGCUGUUGAGAGACUUGCCUCCGGGGUGUGAUGUGUCUCCCAUGUCGUCGUUUCUGCCUAAUGUCAGGGACUCUCUCAUCAAGGGUUUCUUUUUAAAAGAUAGCUCAGACAGUCCAUCCAAGUCGGAAGGACUCCUGCGGGAUUUAAUAAGGCAUGAUCCGGUGCUUGUGUGUUCAUACCUGAGGGGUGAGGACGGCCAGCUGUGGACUCAGCAUCUGUGGUCUCACGCAGACGGCCAAACGAUGGACAUGUCAAAGGAGUACUAUGUGGUGCCCUCAGAAGCGCCAGAAUAUCACCCAUCUACUCUCAACAUCAUCAACUCUGAUGUUUUCUACAGUUUUGAGGAGGCUUAUGAAGUUCUGAAAAAGUGCGGUGACAUCAUCCCAGAGGCGACGUCUGUUAUGGAGCUGCUGCCCAGCAGAGCGCCGGCCAGAAGGAAACCAGACUUCCCUGUUAUUGUCGUAGAGGGCCUGGAUGCCACAGGUAAAACCACUCUGACAGAGUCACUGAGGGAUACUCUGGGGGCCGCUCUUCUGCGGUCCCCUCCCCAGUGCCUGUCCCCCUUGAGGGCCCGCUUUGAUCAGGAGCCGCCCCUCAUCCGCAGGGCCUUCUACGCUCUGGGGAACUACAUCACAGCAGAGCAAGUAGGCCAGGAGGCCUCGAAGACACCUGUCAUCGUUGACAGGUUCUGGCACAGCACAGCAGCUUAUGCCAUCGCCACAGCAGUCAGCGGUCCAAUGUGCAACCUUCCAGCAGAGGGUUCGGAGGUUUACCGCUGGCCCAGUGACCUGCUCCAGCCCAGCCUGGUGGUCUUACUCACCCUGGACCCUGAGGAGAGGAAGAGGCGGCUGAGGGACAGAGGUCAAGGAAAGACUGAAGAGGAGCAAGAGCUGGACCACAACCAGCUUUUCAGACUUAAAGUGGAGGAGGCUUACCGGAGGAUCAACGGCCCAGCUUGCGUCACGGUGGAUGCAAGUCCUUCUGCAGACCAAGUGCUCCAACAAGUGCAGCUUUUAAUUAGGGGCAAAUGCCACUUGUAAGCAGUUCUCCAUCUCCCCCCGCUGUCGGCCAAGCAUCAAGUGGAUGCAGUACCUCCUCGCACCACUGGGUGCCAGUAAGGUGUUGUGAAUGUGAUAGUAGGAGGGACGGUGGCCAGAUUGGAGUGUGGAGGAGAGAUUCUCCUCAGAAUGAGUAAAGGUUGAAUGGCUUGGGGCCAGAGCUGCAUGCUACAAUCAGAAAUACAUAUUCAUGUCGACACACACAUGCACACGCAGAUUCUGACACACACACAAGUAUUGUCAAAAGGAAGUGUGCAUUUAACUGCUGUUGUGACCUCUCAGAAAUCAGACGCAGUGUAGCCCUUCAGACGCUGUGCAGCUGCACUUAUUGACAACCACUCGCAUUUGGGCCGACACUGAGGAAGUGGAUAGAAACAUUUGUAUAAGAACUGGUCAAUUAACCUAGACACGCAAACAUCUCAAAAUACACAACUGACCUGCAAGAAUGCAAACACUGGAAGUAAUGAUAGGAUUCAAUUUUCAUUCAGAUAAAAUACUUUUAAUUUGUCAUGAAUGUGCUUCAAAUUAAAAGAAAAUGACAAGAAAUAUCUGUUUGG